Messenger RNA from Plasmopara halstedii, 1770 nucleotides. RefSeq names its product atpase family aaa domain-containing protein 3. The transcript has a single exon. The record is from RefSeq and is a predicted model, not a curated record. Lineage: Eukaryota; Oomycota; Peronosporomycetes; Peronosporales; Peronosporaceae. Gene Ontology annotation, biological process: mitochondrion organization. Gene Ontology annotation, cellular component: mitochondrion. Gene Ontology annotation, molecular function: ATP hydrolysis activity; ATP binding; zinc ion binding. Bases 1 to 1770 code for a protein of 589 amino acids.
AUGUUUAGCGGAUUCGGUGGUGGAGGCGUGAAGCGCAAUGCGCCCGCACCCGCACCCGCACCCGAGGCGACUGAACAAGUGCAGAACACAUUGUCACAGCCCAGGAGCAAUGUCAGCGGAAAUGGAGCUGGCGGCUAUUCGUUUGACCCGUCGGGCUUGGAGCGCGCAGCCAAGGCCGCUCGCGAGCUUGAGAGCUCUCGCCACGCCAAGGACGCUUUUAGCCUGGCAAAAGAAACUGAACGCACGAAACAGUUAGAGAAUCAGGCAAAGAUUAAGGAGAAUGAGGCACUCUACAAGCAAUACGAGAUUGUACGCGUGCAGAAGGAGGGUGAGGAACGUCGCAAGACACUAGAGGAAGAAACGCGUCAACACCAGCAGCGUGCACAGUACCAGGACCAGCUUAAGCGCAAACAGUAUGCCGAUCAACUCGCUGCGCAGAAAUACAUGAAGGAGCAGGAGUUAAAAAAGCAGGAGGAGAUCUUAGGACGUCAGGAAGCCUCGCGUCGCAAAACACUUGACUAUGAGGCUGAGCUGCGGCAAAAAACUGAACUAGCCAAAGUUGCAGCCGAAACUGAGGGACGCAUCAAACAAGAGCGUCUAAACCACGAUUUACACCUUGAGGAGGCCCGUGUGCGUGCUAAGGAGUACCGUGAGACAGUACUGGAAAGUAUCAAGCUAGCUGGUAACACUGUUGGCUCGGGUAUCAUGACCUUUGUCGACGACAAAGAAAAGCUCACGGCAACUGUCGCAACUUUGACGGCUUUGGCUCUUGGUAUCUACACCGCUAAGGUGUCCACUAAUGUUGCGGGCAGAUACAUCGAAGCACGUAUGGGCAAACCUUCUCUGGUUCGUGAGACGUCGCGUCGCUCAGCCGUACAGGUAGUGGCCAACCCCAUUCCGUCCAUUAAGCGUGCUUUGCGUCUUCAGAAAGCAACAGAUGCCCUCGAGGGAGUCGUACUUGAGCCCAAAUUAAAUGAACGCCUGCGCAGCGUGGCUCUGUCCACGUUUCACACAAAAGCUAAUCGGGCACCCUUUCGCCACUUGCUGCUGCACGGCCCCCCCGGUACAGGAAAAACACUUUUUGCAAAGGCAUUGGCCCGUCACUCUGGCCUCGAGUACGCCAUUCUCACGGGUGGUGACGUUGCUCCGCUUGGUCGCGCAGGUGUGACGGAAAUUCAUAAGCUUUUUGAUUGGGCGUCGCAAAGUCGUCGGGGUUUGCUUCUUUUCGUUGACGAGGCUGAUGCGUUCCUCCAAAAACGCAGCAACACCGUCAUGAGCGAAGAUAUGCGUAAUGCACUUAAUGCGUUUCUUUAUCGCACGGGCGAGGCUAGUGACAAGUUUAUGAUCGUGUUCGCAAGUAAUCAGCCAGAGCAAUUUGACUGGGCCAUCAACGAUCGUAUAGAUGAAAUUGUAGAAUUUCGACUGCCUGGUUAUGAUGAGCGUGUGCGCAUGCUCAAACAGUAUUUCGACGAAUACAUACGUGAACCAAAAAAUUCUCGUGCUAAAAAGAUUUACGUGGAAGAUGUCCAGGACUCGGAUUUCGAAGAUCUGGCGGCGCGUAUCGACGGUUUCUCUGGGCGUGAAGUCUCGAAGCUUGUUAUCGCAUUUCAAGCAGCAGCAUAUGGCUCGCCAACAUCUGUGUUCGACAGAGAAAUGAUGAUGGAGGUUCUGGAUCACCACAUCACGGCUCACAAGCAAAAGGAGGCAUGGAAACAAUAUGUUAGCCCAGGCGAGAAGCGCCUUAGCGCCAAAACGAUGUUGGUGGACUAG